Messenger RNA from Marasmius oreades (fairy-ring Marasmius), 522 nucleotides. RefSeq lists its product as uncharacterized. The coding region runs from base 1 to 522 and encodes 173 amino acids. Lineage: Eukaryota; Fungi; Basidiomycota; Agaricomycetes; Agaricales; Marasmiaceae. The transcript is spliced from 3 exons. The record is from RefSeq and is a predicted model, not a curated record.
AUGGAGGGUUUCAACGAACGUCUUGUCAUGGGGGUUUCACAGGACGAUCCCAUACUCGAUGUUCUGGCCAAGACCCUUCUGGAUACUCCCAAGUUAUUCGGUCGCAUACAGUCCAACUUAAUCAUCACAGCGACAAUGGAUUUCAUAACUUCUUUGAUGAUGGACAUGAAAAUCCACAAAAUGGCCGUGAACCUUGGACUCACCCCUUUCGCGACUUACGGUCGAAACAUGUCUGGUAUCUCCACGUCGUAUGCGAUGUUCGUAUUCCCGACGGAAGUCGACGUCGAAGCGUAUAUUCAAUACCUACCCCAAAUCCGAGUUUUUAUCGAUUGCAUGGACGAAGUGCUUUCGUUCUACAAAGAGGAAACCGCGGGGGAGGAGAACUUUGCUAGCAUGCUCGCGAUGGAAUCUUCGAUCACCAAGUAUGAGGCUAUCCAACGCCUAGCCGACGACGUCGCUGGGGCAGACAAGGGCGUCUUGAGAGGGCUGGCUGGUGAUCAGCUGGCUUUGGACAAUUGGUAG